Molecule: messenger RNA, 2007 nt
Organism: Orycteropus afer afer
Lineage: Eukaryota; Metazoa; Chordata; Mammalia; Tubulidentata; Orycteropodidae
Source: RefSeq, a predicted model, not a curated record
AUGGAGUGGAGUUACCUGUUGGAAGUGACCUCGCUGCUGGCCGCCUUCGCGCUGCUGCAGCGCUCCAGCGGCGCGGCGGCCGCCUCCGCCAAGGAGUUGGCGUGCCAGGAGAUCACGGUGCCCCUGUGCAAGGGCAUCGGCUACAACUACACCUACAUGCCCAACCAGUUCAACCACGACACGCAGGACGAGGCUGGCCUGGAGGUGCACCAGUUCUGGCCACUGGUGGAGAUUCAGUGCUCCCCUGACCUCAAGUUCUUCCUGUGCAGCAUGUACACUCCCAUCUGCCUGGAAGACUACAAGAAGCCGCUGCCGCCCUGCCGCUCCGUAUGCGAGCGCGCCAAAGCCGGCUGCGCCCCCCUCAUGCGCCAGUACGGCUUCGCCUGGCCUGACCGCAUGCGCUGCGACCGGCUGCCAGAGCAGGGCAACCCCGACACGCUUUGCAUGGACUACAACCGCACCGACCUCACCACAGUCGCGCCCAGCUCACCGCGCCGCCAUCCUCCGCCGCCGCCGCCGCUGCCUGGAGAGCAGCCGCCCUCCGGCAGCGGCCACAGCCGCUCGCCGGGGGCCAGGCCCCCUGGCGGCGGCUCGACGCCUUGCGAGCCAGGCUGCCAGUGCCGUGCGCCCAUGGUGAGCGUGUCCAGUGAGCGGCACCCACUGUACAACCGCGUUAAGACAGGCCAGAUCGCUAACUGCGCGCUGCCCUGCCAUAAUCCCUUCUUCAGCCAAGACGAGCGCGCCUUCACGGUCUUCUGGAUCGGCUUAUGGUCGGUACUCUGCUUCGUGUCCACCUUCGCCACCGUCUCCACCUUCCUUAUCGACAUGGAGCGUUUCAAGUAUCCCGAGCGGCCCAUCAUCUUCCUUUCCGCCUGCUACCUCUUCGUGUCAGUAGGCUACCUGGUACGCCUAGUGGCGGGCCACGAGAAAGUGGCGUGCAGCGGCGGCGCGCCGGGCCCUGGCGGCGCGGGGGCUGCGGGCAGUGCGGCGGCAGGCGCAGGCGCGGCGGGCGCGGGAGCGGGCACGGGUGGCCCAGGGGGGCGCGGAGAGUAUGAGGAGCUGGGUGCGGUGGAGCAGCACGUGCGCUACGAGACCACGGGCCCGGCUCUGUGUACCGUCGUCUUCCUGCUCGUGUACUUCUUCGGCAUGGCCAGUUCCAUCUGGUGGGUGAUCCUGUCGCUCACGUGGUUCCUGGCGGCCGGCAUGAAGUGGGGCAACGAGGCCAUUGCCGGCUACUCGCAGUACUUCCACCUGGCCGCGUGGCUCGUGCCCAGCGUUAAGUCCAUUGCGGUGCUGGCACUUAGCUCGGUGGACGGCGAUCCCGUGGCGGGCAUCUGCUACGUGGGCAACCAGAGCCUCGACAACCUGCGGGGCUUCGUGCUGGCACCGCUUGUCAUCUACCUCUUUAUAGGCACCAUGUUCCUGUUGGCGGGCUUCGUGUCGCUCUUCCGCAUCCGCUCGGUCAUCAAGCAGCAGGGCGGGCCCACCAAGACGCACAAGCUGGAGAAGCUCAUGAUCCGCCUGGGCCUUUUCACCGUGCUGUACACAGUUCCCGCCGCCGUCGUGGUCGCCUGCCUCUUCUAUGAGCAGCACAACCGUCCCCGCUGGGAGGCCACGCACAAUUGCCCGUGCCUGCGGGACUUGCAGCCUGACCAGGCUCGACGGCCUGAUUACGCCGUCUUCAUGCUCAAGUACUUCAUGUGCCUCGUCGUGGGCAUCACCUCGGGCGUGUGGGUCUGGUCUGGCAAGACGCUCGAAUCGUGGCGCGCCCUGUGCACCCGUUGCUGUUGGGCCAGCAAGGGCGCCGCGGCGGGCGGAAGCGCGGGCGCCGGGGCAGUAGGGGGCGCUGGCGGGUCCGGGGGCGGUGGCACGGGGCCCGGUGGGGGUGGUGGCCCAGGUGGCGGCGGGGGCUCGCUCUACAGCGACGUUAGCACCGGUCUAACGUGGAGGUCUGGCACGGCCAGCUCCGUAUCUUACCCCAAGCAGAUGCCAUUGUCCCAGGUCUGA